AUGUAAUAAAAUUAAUUAGUAUAAACUGAAUAAAACAUACAACAAUAAACCUAAUCUGAUUAUGAGCAUCUCUCUCCUAAAUAUAAUUAAUUGAAUUAAUAAAUUACAUCUGUCAAAAAUAAAAAAUAACAAUUGGUCAAAAAAUUACAAUAAGUUCAUCGUCAUUAGAAGAUUUUUACAGAAUUUAAUUUGAUGUAUCACUAACCAUCUUAAAAACUUAUCUCUAGUCCUAUUGAAGGUAGAGCUUUAUUGAAUAAUUUAAUAUUUCCAAGCAAUUCAAAAAUGUUAUUAAAUCUUAUAGAUUUAAGACAUGAUCAAACUAAAUAAAAAGAGAAUUAAUUCACAAAUAGAAAAAGAUUUUAUGUCUAAUCUAAUAAAGAAUUAUAAAUUUACAAAAAUGAAUAAAAUUCAUAAACCUAAAAUGUUAAAUUUUCAUUAAAUAAAUAGAUAAAAAUUGUAUAACAAGAUUAAAAUAUAUCCUAAUAAUUCAAAAGAAGUAGAUACAUCUCUUUAUAGAUGUCUAGAACACAAUGUUAAUUAUCAAUAAAUGGAACAUAAAGUAUUGUAACAAGCAGAGAUGUUACACCAAAAAAAAAAUGA
Paramecium pentaurelia is the source of this 600-nucleotide messenger RNA. Lineage: Eukaryota; Ciliophora; Oligohymenophorea; Peniculida; Parameciidae. The record is from the annotation of a GenBank genome assembly.